Neofelis nebulosa (Clouded leopard) is the source of this 5305-nucleotide messenger RNA. It is a transcript of the gene ING5, whose product is annotated as inhibitor of growth family member 5. Gene Ontology annotation, molecular function: chromatin binding. Bases 1256 to 1897 code for a protein of 213 amino acids. NCBI's taxonomy places the organism in Eukaryota, Metazoa, Chordata, Mammalia, Carnivora, Felidae. The transcript has 8 exons. Gene Ontology annotation, cellular component: nucleus. Gene Ontology annotation, biological process: positive regulation of DNA-templated transcription; positive regulation of apoptotic signaling pathway. The record is from RefSeq and is a predicted model, not a curated record.
GAGCUGGAGAGCUGUAUUGCAGUGGGAAUAUACGCGGUCCCUGGUACCUGGCUGCUUGGGAACCCCACCUGCAGCUCUAUCAGGAGCAGUUGGAAGUGAACCGCUGCUCUGGGGGAGACGGUGGGGACUUCCCAGGCCAAGCGUGAGCGAUGGCGGGCGGGGGGCGGUGUCCUAGGCGGGAGAGCACCCUGGAGGGGAGGAGGCUCUUCCUUGCAGCGCUCAUUACAGAACCACGAUGAACCCAUCUGCUGAACCCAUCUCCUGGGGCUUGCUCUUCUGGGUCCUGGUACCUUCCCAGUGGGCCCCAUUUGGAGGGUUUGAGGAUCGUGAGUUCCAUCAUGCUCUGGGCACCUGUGUGAAAGCUCAGGAUGGACAUGCCUACUCGCUUGUGGGCCAGGGAAGCAGACUCUGUCCUUCUUUUCCUGGAACUUACUUUCACAUGGGGCAGAUUUUUUUUAAAAGCUCACAGCCGAAGAAGGUCCAUGAAGGACCCCAGCAGGUUGCUAGAGCACUGAGGUGGCACUGUCCUGCAGAGCCCAGGGUAGGACAGAGCGGGGAGGUCCAUGGGAGGGUGUGGUGAGCCUAGAGGCUGUGGAGGGAGUUUGUGCCAUUCUGUGGCUGAGCUGGGCAGCUUUAAGCAGCAGCUUUGUAAAGACCGGAUUUAGCCCUACAACAAUUACUGUCAGCUGAAGACAGUGGAGGGGGUUAGGACUGAGCACGGGAGCCAGUUAGGGGCCUGUUGAGGCUGUGCAGGCAGGCUGGAAGGUUGUCCUGGAGUAGGAGGAUUGCAGUGCAGAGGGGAAAGCAGUGUGGGGUGGGGUCCUCCACCCCCGCUGUUCAGCAUGGUCUGUUAACUUGGAAGUAAUUAAACAAGCGAAUGAAGAGUUCAGUGCCUCAGUUGUAGUAGCAGACCUUCAGGUGCUCAGCAGCCCCGUGGUUAGUGCCUGAUGUAUUGUGUAGCCUGGAGAGACCAUACCCAUCCUUGCUUGAUGUUCUACCCCGUGAAUGGGUUUUCACAGUAAAUCGGGGGUGGGAGGGGAGAUCAAAGAGACCCCAGGGUUUCGGUCUUACUCACUGUGGUGAGGUAUUGAGAGGGGAGGAGUGACUGGGGGUGUGGGGUGGACAGUCACACGGGCCACUUCCCCACCUCUGCUCGCAGCUCCAGGAUAAGUCCCUCUAAUUUCUCCAGCUUCCAACAACAUCUGAAGCCUGUAUCGAGAACCUUCCUUGUGAGCUGCAGAGGAACUUCCAGCUCAUGAGAGAGCUGGACCAGAGGACGGAAGAUAAGAAGGCAGAGAUCGACAUCCUGGCUGCGGAGUAUAUCUCCACGGUGAAGACGCUUUCUCCAGACCAGCGUGUGGAGCACCUGCAGAAGAUCCAGAGCGCCUACAGCAAGUGUAAGGAGUACAGUGAUGAUAAGGUGCAGCUGGCCAUGCAGACCUAUGAGAUGGUGGAUAAACACAUUCGAAGGCUCGACGCAGACCUGGCACGCUUCGAAGCAGACCUGAAGGACAAGAUGGAGGGCAGUGACUUUGAAAGCUCCGGAGGACGAGGGUUAAAAAAAGGUCGAGGUCAGAAAGAAAAAAGAGGCUCCCGAGGUCGUGGCAGGAGGACCUCAGAAGAAGACACUCCAAAGAAAAAGAAGCAUAAAGGAGGGUCUGAGUUCACCGACACCAUCUUGUCCGUGCACCCCUCUGACGUGCUGGACAUGCCCGUGGACCCCAAUGAGCCCACCUACUGCCUGUGCCACCAGGUGUCCUACGGGGAGAUGAUAGGCUGUGACAACCCGGACUGUCCUAUCGAGUGGUUUCACUUCGCCUGCGUGGAUCUGACCACGAAACCCAAAGGAAAAUGGUUCUGUCCGCGGUGCGUUCAGGAGAGGAGGAGGAGGAAGUGAGGCUGCUACCUGGGCUGGAAGAGCGAGUUAAUGUAUUCCUUCCUUCGUGUUGCAAUAUUUUCUCUUCAUUUUAAAACUACCUUGUUUUGAAUGACACUUAACAACUCAGUGGCCAGUUGUAAGUCUGGGUAUUUCCUGAGACAAGCAAGAAUCCACCUGAGCCCUGUUUGCACGAGGAGCGAUCUCACAGGGACUUGCCACAGUGACUUCAUUCUCGAGACUUCUCGUAUGGGGCCCGGCCCCGGGCACGGCAGGUGCACCGAGUGGCCGAGCCUUCCGCGGGCCAGUGCGGUGGGGACCUUCCCGCCCGCUGCACCGCCGUCGUUCUGCAGCCGGGGUGUGAGCCUGUGUGGUCCGACCGUCCCGGUGCCACCGCGGCACAUCUGUCCCCGCAAGGCGUGCGCCUGGAAGCUGGCGAGGCGUUGCUGGAAGGCGUCCUCCGUGUCUCGGUGACCUGCCUGGGACGGUGGGGCUGUCCCUGGAGCGGGAGGGCCCCGCCGCACUGUGCGCUGCCUUGUUGUCUGGACUCCCAGUUCCCUCCGUGAGGGCUUUACCUGCUGGAGUGAACGGCCCGUCAUCAGCAGGCGGGCUGUCGUUGCCGUGAGCCGCCCGUGAGACGCCUGACCGACGGCUGGUGUGCCGUCGCUCUGGGAAUCCCUGAUGUUUUACUGUGAAGCUGGACUGCGAAGAUGGCAGUCUGAGUGCACGUGAGGCGAGUCCGGUCUGGCGAGGCCGGGCUGAUUUUAAACCUGCCGUGUUGCACACUGGUAAGCAGCUCACGUCCGAGGGGACCACGGUUACGUGAGGCCACCUGUGAGUCUGCGCCGCGGCGGUUCUGGAAUGAGGCUGGGAAACCGGAGCGCGUUUUCCCUUCAGUCUGCGCUCACCAAACCAGUUUUGAACCGUCGUUCUGGUAACAGUUGGGGGAAGUCGCGUACCUCUGGUUGAGGUCCGUCUGUGGUGGUGUGCGGCAUGACUUCUGGGAGAUCUGUGGACCCCGAGACCCCACAGCACCCACUUAAAGGGCUCCGAGGAGCCCCGAAGGGAGAGCCGGUCUCUGUCCUGGAGGCAUGAGAAGAAACGCAGGAGGCAGAGUCGAGAUGGGAAGUUCCUAGGUGAACAGGAGUCUCCUCUUUAUCAGGAGGCCUUCUGGAACAGUGCCCCGCUUCCUCCGAUGGCUUGUUCACUGCACGUGUCCUCCUGUUUCUAGUAUGUCAGCAAGGCCGGGAGAUGCCACGUAGAGAAUCUCGGGGAGCCGUGUCGUGCACGGGCCGCCUCGCGCCAGCUUAGCUCGUCGUCCCUAGAUGAGCGCUGACUGUUAGCUUUGACGUCAGAGGGCAGUGAGUGUCCAGCCGGGACCUGCGUCCGUGGUUCUCGGAGGGUCAGCCCACAGCAGACACGCCGUCCUGUGUCCUUCCUGGAGCAGGCCGAGUGGCGGGACUUGCUUCCAGGCGACUGCAGGUGGGGUCGGCUCGGCAUGUGCGUCCCGGGCUGCGUGGGGAGGGUAGGGGGUUGCCGGGCCUGACAGGCUUUCCCAGAACCGAUGCCUUCCUGCUUCUCCGAAAGAAGGGGUGGCGGCUUCGGGUUGAGCGCCGGCCCUCACGAGCCCCUCAGUCUCCACUGCAGCCAAAACCGAGGCUCGUCUGUAUUUAGGAACUUAGCUUUUUGUUAACACAGGUGUUUAAAGAUUGUGGGGAAUAAAUUGUGGAAAAUUGUCUGCUUCACUCUUUUACCAGUUUUUGUGGAGAGGGUAGGUAAGUACAGUGAGUUUGUGGUGAUUCUUUGGAAGCUAGUUUAAUAUUUGCACUGCCUCUCAGAACACUCGCGGCCGCUGCCAUCGUGGAAAGACGGGUGACCGUGGACAUAGGCCGAUGGCUGGUUGGGUACGCUCGAUGCCUGGUUUCCGGGGCCUCGAGCAUGACAGGAGAGAUGGCCGACUUCCAUAUGAAGCUUAUGUGUAAAGUCUGAUGGCGUCUCUGCUGUCACCUCUUCUCUUUAGGUUUCUGUGCCUACCUGUUUCUGGUGUUUACUUUUGUCAGUUACAUUGAUAUCUCCCAAAAUAACACGCAUUUAGCUUUGGAGAAGACAGAAGACAUGAGUGGAUUAGGAAGAUUCCCUGGAAUGCUGUUUGGGUCACGACCGAUCGGUUGUCCUUCCCAACUGUGAACAACACUCUGCAAGUCAGAAUGACACUCGACAGCAGCGCUUUGCUUGGGGAAGAAUGUUCUGCCACCUGGCGUGGCCCUGGUCCUGAGGACUGCUGCUGAGGCCAGCCGCCUUCAUCCUGGGGUGAUUCCUACCAGACCCCGUCUGCCUCCCAGGUGCUGGAUCGGAGCCAGAGGGGGCUGCAGAGCCCUGUUUCUUGGGUUGAGGGGGUCCAGGCUGGGCCCUGCGGUCCCUCUUGCAGCUGUAUCUGAGCCAAGGGUGCGGGCCCUCUGCGGCCGCGGGGUUUCCGUGUAAGGGAAGGAGUACCUUGUUUGAGGAGAAUCUGCACGUUCCUCAUUCUCAGUGCUAGAUUAUCAGUCAGCAGCUCUACAGACAGCCUCUCAUUUUCCCACAGGAGGACACAUGCUGCACUUACAAACUGAACCCCAACCUUCCCCCCCCCCCCCCCCCCCCCAUCUGUGGCUGCGCUGGUGGAGCUGCUGGCUGGGGUGACCGUCCCCACUGCACAGGCUGGGGCCCUGGGCGAGUGGAUAUGAAAUGGGACUGGCCAGGGUCACGGGAGCCUGGUGGCUUCGAGUCUGCCCAGGGCAGCAAAUGCUGAAGACACAGCCACAGGAAUGCUGGCGGUUUGCUGGGCUGCCUGGGGACACUGGGCAGCUGGCGGUUUGCUGGGCUGCGGACGACACUGGGCAGCUGGGUGCCAGUCCUGUCCCUGGGCGGCCGCGUGGCUCUCUGCCUCACGACUUGUGGCUGGCAGCCGUUGGCAAGGAAGGCUUCGAGCUGUCACGCUGUCCGAACAGCACACCCCACCCCCUCACCCCCCCCCACCGCCAUGUGGCCGGAGCCGGAAUAGACACUUAAUCAUGGGCCUUGGUGACUGAAGGUUUUCCUCAAUUGCUAGUGAGCCGUGGCUGGUCUUCGCUACCUGUGCUGAGAGGAAUUUUAAAACAGGAAGCCUAAGAAAAACGUUCUCAUUCAGGAGAGAAGUCUAUGAAGUUUCUUUCUUUCUACAAAUGUAUUUUGUGGUGUUCACUUUGACCACAUUUCAUCCAAAAAGAUGAUGCAGCUUUAACAUGAAUGUUACAUUUUAUUUUCAAGGAAUUAUCUAUGUUCCCUUUGUAAAGGAAAGAUAAUAUUGUAAAUCUUUUUAUUAAAUAAUGUAAAGAUGUAUAUCUGUAUUUUUGGAUCAUGUUAUAGAUUAUGGAUAUAUUGUUUAAUAAAUAAAGUAUUUUUUGGAAUAAA